Messenger RNA from Calliphora vicina (urban bluebottle blowfly), 1146 nucleotides. Its product is annotated as zinc finger protein 33A. Gene Ontology annotation, biological process: regulation of transcription by RNA polymerase II. Gene Ontology annotation, molecular function: RNA polymerase II cis-regulatory region sequence-specific DNA binding; DNA-binding transcription factor activity, RNA polymerase II-specific. The record is from RefSeq and is a predicted model, not a curated record. Bases 111 to 1085 code for a protein of 324 amino acids. Gene Ontology annotation, cellular component: nucleus. Lineage: Eukaryota; Metazoa; Arthropoda; Insecta; Diptera; Calliphoridae. The transcript has 4 exons.
CAGUUGCAUAACAAAGAUACAUUAAUGAAAAGCAAAACACAAUUGUUUGAAUUUUAAUAAAAAAAUUUUAAAGUAUUUGAAAGCAGAGAAAAUAACCAACAGGAAUAACAAUGGUGCGCAGCAUAUUUUCCCAGCGUUAUAAUUAUGCAAAAAUACGAGUAAAUGAAGCAUUGGAUGAUGUUUUCCGGCGCUUAGCAAUUUUUCCCAAAAUCACCAAACUUCCACGUUUGAAGCGCACCUAUUACAUUGCUACACCCAAGCCCAUAAACGAGAAAAAGAAAGCUAAAACCAAAAUUAAGGAGAAAAAGCUUUUAAGAUCCUCAGAUUGGUAUGACAGUGAUUCAAUACCCAUGAUUACCAGACUAGAAUUGGAAAUGAUUUUGGAUGUGCCCUUAAUGGAACGUCAUACGGAAGAAAACUCCAAAGGUAUUUUCAGUCAUGUGUAUUGGAAAACUCAAGAAGAAGUGACAACAGAAAAUGAGGAAAUUCAAGUAAAUUCAUGUGCAGAAAACACCAUAAAGCAACAACAAAAUGUUGCAACUGUAGAAAGCAGUGAAAUAUCAAAAAACUUGAGUGCAACUAAAGAAUUUUUUAUUAAAACUCUUUUGCCCCAACUCCCCAGCACUUCUACACAAUUGCCAGUAUUACCUCUAGAACCUCAACCAGUUAUUUUAACGGCAACCUCUACAGCGAUCUCUCAUGCAGCUUCAUCCUCGGCUAGCAACAAUGAAAUGACAGAUUUUGAAUUUGUCGUACCCGAACUUAAGAAACGACGACGCGGCAAGCAUUUGGAAAAGAAUUACGAGUGUGAACAGUGUCACAAAAAAUUCGAUCGUCCCUGGGUGUUGCAUGGCCAUAUGCGUUUACAUACGGGAGAGAAACCGUUUGUAUGUCCCAUACAAUCCUGCCAGAAGAAAUUUGCCGAUAGAUCAAAUUUGAGAGCUCAUCAACGUACUAAGGGCCACCAUAAUUGGAGUUAUCACUGUCCUCAGUGCACAAAAGCUUUUAGCCAGGAAAACUACUUGAGUCGUCAUAGUUUGGAGGCUUGUCGAAAAUUUUUAGCGGCCCAUAAAAAUGUUUUAUAAUUUACUAAUUUUAUUUGUUUAAAUUUAUUUUGCUUUAAAUAAAUAUUUUUUAAUUGGUUUA